Molecule: messenger RNA, 686 nt
Organism: Bubalus bubalis (water buffalo)
Lineage: Eukaryota; Metazoa; Chordata; Mammalia; Artiodactyla; Bovidae
Product: histone H2B type 1-J
Exons: 2
Coding region: 50-430 (126 amino acids)
Cellular component (GO): nucleosome
Molecular function (GO): protein heterodimerization activity; DNA binding; structural constituent of chromatin
Source: RefSeq, a predicted model, not a curated record
CUAUCUUCUGUGAGUUCUUCCCGUGAACUUGUUUAGCCUGCUAUUCGUCAUGCCUGAACCGGCCAAGUCUGCUCCGGCCCCGAAGAAGGGCUCCAAGAAGGCGGUGACUAAGGCGCAGAAGAAGGACGGCAAGAAGCGCAAGCGCGGCCGCAAGGAAAGCUACUCUAUCUACGUAUACAAGGUGCUGAAGCAAGUCCACCCGGACACCGGCAUCUCGUCCAAGGCCAUGGGCAUCAUGAACUCCUUUGUGAACGACAUUUUCGAGCGCAUCGCGGGCGAGGCAUCGCGCCUGGCGCAUUACAACAAGCGCUCGACCAUCACUUCCAGGGAGAUCCAGACGGCCGUGCGCCUGUUGCUGCCCGGGGAGCUGGCCAAGCAUGCGGUGUCCGAGGGCACCAAGGCUGUCACCAAGUACACUAGUGCCAAGUAAACUGACACGCCUCACCAUGAGAGUACAUCUUUUCUUCAAGAUGGAUUCCACCACUGAGGCCUGUGGAAAGUUUGGCAUCAGCUGUUAUGGGAUGGCACUCUCUCCCUUUUGACCCCAUCCCUGCCCUCAAGGUGUGUUUAUGUGCAGGGAGGUCUCCCUAACCUCGGGAGUGAUCAUCUUAUCUCUACUCCAGCAUCUAAUGGAAUGCAAAUCAGAAAAGUCAUUGUAAAAAAAUAAAAUAUUUGAGGCAAUUGAA